AACAACCCCCACAACGGUUCCAUACUGCAAGGAUUCUAACGCACUACAACUUCUAUCGAAGCCCACGGCCUGCAGCUAGGUCAUUGGAGAAGUAUCUGUUGCGUUACCUACCCCUCUGCACUAUUAUUGCCACUUUCUUUGCCGGAACAGUCCAAACGGAUGUGCCGUCGUUCGGCUAUCUGGUGCUGUGCUUCACGUACUUUGCCACCAACAAGCGGUUUCUGCUGCUAUCGGACCGUCUGACCUUCUGGCACCGCCUGGUUGUGUACAAUGUCUGCGUAUUGGCCCUGAAGAUACUAUGGCAG
Sphaeroforma arctica JP610 is the source of this 305-nucleotide messenger RNA. RefSeq lists its product as hypothetical. Lineage: Eukaryota; Ichthyosporea; Ichthyophonida. The transcript is spliced from 2 exons. The record is from RefSeq and is a predicted model, not a curated record. The annotation marks the transcript as partial.